AUGUCGUCUACCUUAACCGAACAACAAAAAACUGGCUUCCAGGAACUGGCAGCUUUCUUUGCUAAGGGUUUAAGAACCCCAAUUUUACGCCGCCCAGAUGAGUAUGGGUUAAAAUUUGAAGAUGUGUUUUUCCCUUCUUAUGACGGGGUUCGUCUCGAGGGAUGGUUCAUUCCUGCUAAGUCGAACAAGUUGGUAAUUUGCAACCACUUUAUGCCAGGUAAUCGUUACGGAUACGCUGGCCACUUGAAGCCCUACAACAGUUUUGGAGGUUUCGAGGUCAAUUUCCUACCUCAAUACAAGGCCUUGCAUGAUGCAGGCUACAAUGUGUUGUGUUACGAUUUAAGAAAUCACGGUCUCAGUGCUGACGGAAACGGCCGCACUGUUGGUAUCGGAAUUUUGGAAUACAGAGAUGUUAUCGGAUCAUUGAUCUAUGCCAAUUCUCGAGAAGAUACCAAAAAUAUGGAAAAGUCGUUGUUGAGUAUUUGUUUGGGAGCCAACUCCACUAUUGUGGCAAUGCACAAGCAUCCGGAAUUUUUCGAGGAAAUCAGGUCUAUGAUUGCCGUCCAACCGAUUUCAACCAGAGCAUUUGUUCAGAAGGCCGCAGAAACAGCCAAUGUCUCCAAGAAUGAGGCUGUAGAGGUGUUUGAAGAAACCCUCUUGGAGACCUCUGGCUUCAAAGUUGAUGAACUCUCCCCUCUAGAAUAUGCGAAAUCGGUUAAAGUUCCUACCAAGGUUUUCCAGGUCCGCAAUGACCCACUAACUGAGAUUUCGGACACUCAAGAAAUUUUUAGCAGGUUCAGCAGCAAGGAGAAGGAGUUUUACUUCAUUGAGGGUGCUGACCAAAGGUUUCAGGGUUACAACUUCUUGUCAGAAAACCCACAACACAUGCUCGAAUGGUUCGAUAAAUAUGCCUAA
This is a messenger RNA of Suhomyces tanzawaensis NRRL Y-17324, 915 nucleotides long. RefSeq names its product alpha/beta hydrolase family protein. NCBI's taxonomy places the organism in Eukaryota, Fungi, Ascomycota, Pichiomycetes, Serinales, Debaryomycetaceae. The record is from RefSeq and is a predicted model, not a curated record. The transcript has a single exon. Bases 1 to 915 code for a protein of 304 amino acids.